AUGGCGUUCACGUUUGCUGCGUUCUGCUAUCUGUUUGCUCUGAUCGCCGUUGCAUUCUGCGUCUUCUUCGCCAUAUUCACGGUUAUCUCAAUCGAUGAACUGAAGACGGAUUAUAAGAAUCCCAUAGAGCAGUGUAGAGGUCUGAACCAGGUAGGUGCUGCCUGCAUUGGCUUUUUAUUUGUAUUUAAGGGUAAGCAAAAAUGCGACUAG
Gongylonema pulchrum is the source of this 210-nucleotide messenger RNA. The record is from the annotation of a GenBank genome assembly. Lineage: Eukaryota; Metazoa; Nematoda; Chromadorea; Rhabditida; Gongylonematidae.